CGCCGGGCAAAGCCUUCCGGCGGGGAGAGGCGGCGGGGCCGUGCUGGGCCGGGCCGGCGGGGACAGCGCGGGAGGCGCCAUGGCGCUGCCCGGUGGAAAUAAGGAUAACAUCAGAGCUGGAUGCAAGAAAUGUGGCUACCCUGGUCAUCUGACAUUUGAAUGCCGAAACUUCCUCCGAGUGGAUCCUCAAAGAGAUAUUGUUUUAGAUGUUAGCAGCACUAGCAGUGAAGACAGUGAGGAAGAAGAGCUACAGAGAUUGCAAGCCAUGCGUGAAAAAAAGAAUUUGAAUGAGGAGGAGGAAAAAAAGAAACAAAAAAGAAAAAGCAAAGAAAAACCAAAAUUAAAGAGACCAAGGAAAAGGUCUUCCUCAUCAAGUGCUGCUGAAGAGGAUAGUCCAAAGCCAAAAAAACAAAAAUCACACAAGAAGGAAAGGAAAAAGGAGAAGAAGAAUAAAUCUAAGAAAGGAAAACAUCAUAAAAAGGAAAAGAAGAAGAGACGAAAGGAAAAAAGUUCAUCUUCUGACAGUUCAGACAGUUCUAGUAGUGACUAAUGUGCUGGCCUAUUUUUGCUCUCACUUCUAAAGUGGGAUGAUUUUCCUGUUAAAUCUAACCUAUUUAUGCUUUGCAAUGCUGUUGUUUUAAAAUGAUAUAUAUUUUUUGAAGAAAUCUAUUUGGAAAUGUUAGUGCUUCAAAUUAUUAAAUGAAACAUUUUAAAAAAAAAACUCCUAUUCCCAAUUUAUUAGAAUUCAACCAUGCAAGUUGAACUAGUUUUUCGACUUUGUUCAGUUGUGAUUAGUUGUGUUUUCAAUCCUUUACAUUAGGAUAUAGCACACUUUAAUUUGCAAGUCUUUGUGUCAGAAGAUUUGGAUGUAAAUAUGCUUAAUGUUGGAAUGGUUAAAUCAAAUUUAGAAAUAUUUGAAUGAUUUUUUUUAAUUCCUUAAAUGUAUAUGUUUUGCAUAACAUUUUCUAUUUACAUGUACUAAUUGGUAAAUGCAAAUAUGAAAUAGCAUUCACGUGCAGAAGUGGAGAAGGAAGGGGCAAUGAGAAACUAAAAGUUUGCUCCUUCAAAAUAAGCUGAAAUUGAUCUACUAAUAGAUUUUUGAAAUGUGUGAUUACCACUUUUUUUGACAGGAUCCCUGUGAGCAAAUUGAAAACAAACAAAAGUAAGCAACUAUCAAUUUUGAAGUCCUUUCCUUCUGCCUAGGUUCUGUUCUUUUGCAAUUGCAGCCAUUUUAUCUAUGUGAGAUAGAUUAUGAAAUACCAUUUCUUAACAGUAGAUGACUAUCCAGCAAGAUUGUUUACAAAAUUCUUAGUACUAAAUUAAGACAGUAUGCAGUUGUUGAUAACUACAUGAAUCUAAACAGCAAAUUUGAAGACUAAAUCUGACAAAAAUCUUGAACUCUCUAUUCGUUCUAAUAAAACUCCCAUAGAAACGUUA
Messenger RNA from Cygnus atratus (black swan), 1437 nucleotides. RefSeq names its product SREK1 interacting protein 1 (gene SREK1IP1). Gene Ontology annotation, molecular function: zinc ion binding; nucleic acid binding. Bases 80 to 550 code for a protein of 156 amino acids. The record is from RefSeq and is a predicted model, not a curated record. The transcript has 5 exons. Lineage: Eukaryota; Metazoa; Chordata; Aves; Anseriformes; Anatidae.